AUGUCCUUAAGGAAUAGUUCCGCUUCAAAUGCUUCCUCACGCUCAAAAUCAUCGAAGACCAAAUGUCGAAGACUAUCCCGAUUCUACGAGCAGAAAUACUUGAACGAAUUGGAGAACGAAGCCAGGAAGUUGAGCAUCGAAUCGAACGAAAUCAAAUUGAAGAAAAAACAGAAUCAGAACGUUGGCACGCAACAAAAUGUUACCAAGACGUUCCUGGAUUUUUUUGGGAGCAUUCCCGAAUACGACGACGUCAAUCAUUUAUCCAAUAGGGAUUUCUAUAAAAAGUUGGAGAAUUUGAAGGAGAAACAGAGGCAGUAUAAUGAAUAUUUACGAACUGAGCUCAAACUGGCAGAUAGGGACACAGAUUGGGUUGAUGAUUAUCAGAUGCUCAAAUUAGGACCUCAAAUAAGCGAUGCUAAACCUACAUCAACCAACCCCAAACCGUUCUGUAUGACACCAAUUCUGAGCAAGAGAUGCAAAAAUAUGAAAAAUUAUGAAGAUCUAGAACUACUUUCACUUUCGGACAGAGAAACGAAACCACCGUCUAGAAGAUCUGUAAGAAUAGAGACACCUUACAGCUUCAAAAGCGAUAAAUCUUCAUCAAACAGUAGUUCUGAAUCACUGAAAAGACCGAAGUCAACGGUUCCUUUGUCCCCGAUGAGUAGUACCAAAGGGCAUACCGAAUCAGAAAAAUUGGACGAUGAAUUCGAGGUAGAAUCGAAUAAAAAAGAGAGAACUGGCGAAUCUCCGAAUUGUGGAAUAACUAUACCAAAGCCAUUCCAGAUGACUGUGAGAGAUGAAGAAAAUCAGAUUGUGGAGAAGUGUAUGCUCGAAAUGAACACGAAUAAGGGCAAAGAAAAACCAGAAAUGUUCAGAGCACAUCCAGUUCCCAUCGAGUCCCAAAUUCCUCUUUUCGAGAAAAUAAUGGCGGAUCAGGAAUAUAAGUAA
This is a messenger RNA of Coccinella septempunctata (seven-spotted ladybird), 948 nucleotides long. RefSeq lists its product as uncharacterized. The coding region runs from base 1 to 948 and encodes 315 amino acids. Gene Ontology annotation, cellular component: cilium. The transcript is spliced from 3 exons. NCBI's taxonomy places the organism in Eukaryota, Metazoa, Arthropoda, Insecta, Coleoptera, Coccinellidae. Gene Ontology annotation, biological process: cilium organization. The record is from RefSeq and is a predicted model, not a curated record.